Molecule: messenger RNA, 2019 nt
Organism: Argentina anserina (silverweed cinquefoil)
Lineage: Eukaryota; Viridiplantae; Streptophyta; Magnoliopsida; Rosales; Rosaceae
Product: nuclear pore complex protein NUP58-like
Exons: 6
Coding region: 2-1567 (521 amino acids)
Biological process (GO): nucleocytoplasmic transport
Cellular component (GO): nuclear pore
Molecular function (GO): structural constituent of nuclear pore
Source: RefSeq, a predicted model, not a curated record
AAUGUCAUCCUUCUCUCUCUUCUCCUCGCCGCAACCGCAACCGCAGCCCCAAUCCUCCCUCUUCCAAUCCCCAUCCCCCUUCCAACAACAACAAUCCCCAAGCCCCUUUCAGCAGCAACAACAACAACAACAACAACAACAAUCCACAAACCCCUUCCAGCAGCAAACCCCGAGCCUUUUUCAGCAAACUCAGCAGUCCCCGAGCCCCUUUCAGCAAUCCCCCUCCUUAUUCUCUCAACCCCAGCAGCAGCCGUCGCCGUUUCAGCCCCAGCAGCAGUUUCAGACUCAGUCGCAGGCGCCGCCGCCGCAGCAUCAGUUUUUGUUUACUAAUGACAAGACUCCGGCGAGCUACGGCACCAAGUGGGCUGACUUGCACCCCGAUUCGCAGAAGAUUCUGCUCCAGAUUGAGGAGCACAUACUGGGAUAUAGGGAUGAGAGCCAGAGGCUGGAUCAGUCUAGUCGCCUCUAUGAUUCGUCGGUUUCCAAUGAUGGGUUUGAGCAGGAUGCAAGUCGUAUCGUUCAGGAGCUGGGGGGAAUCGGUACUUCCAUGGACAGACAAAAAGCUCUGCUGCACAAGUUGAUGGCCACUGUGAAAGAGAUGUUACGGAACAGCGAGAUUGCUGUUCGUUCUUUUAUGAUGCUACGUCCAAGGUUUCUUCGUCCAAAUGCAGGAGGUACUUCAAAUGGCACUACACCGUCACAGGCACCUGGAUCGACAGUAACACCUAGUUUAACCAGUCAACCAACAGCUACUUCUGUAGUUCCAGUUUUUGACUUCUAUAAUGGAGUUCCAAGGAAACCAUCCCCCUUCUUACAGCACACAAUUGCAAGAUUUGAGAAGUAUCUUGGUGAGUGCCGCCAAUGGAUUGAAGAAAUAGAGCAGCUCCUUUUAAAUUCGGAGAGGAGCUCUACCAAUGAUGGAUCCUCAUUGUUGCAAUCUCUUCCAAAAGUCAUGUCAAAUGUGCACGACUUUUUUGUUCACGUGGCUGCUAAGGUGGAGAGUAUUCAUCAGUACAUUGUAUCAAUGAAAGCUGCUUAUCUUGCCAACCAGCGUCGCUUAGGGGAAUUGAAUGACCCAUUUCUUGAGGCUGAUAGGCGGGAAACAGCAAGGCAAGAAGCUGCUGCUAAGAGAGUGCAUCCUACCUUGCAUUUACCUGCAAUCUCACAACCAUCAACACAAGUAGCUGGAUUGUUAACUAGCUCUGGAACACAAGCAGCAUCAACGGCUCCACAGACAUCUGCAGCUACUGCAGCAUCUUCAUCUGGGAGUGGAUUGUCGCUCUUCAGUACACCUUCUGCUCCAUCUUCUUCUUCCAUGGCUUCAACUUUGUUUGCAACACCAACCACUCCUGCACCAGUAUCAAAUCUUUUUGGACCAUCAUCUGCUACACCGCAGGCAUCAACUGCUCCUCUCCUAGGCAGUACUUCUCAGCCCUUGGGUUCUACUACUCCUGUGGGAGGUUCAUUAUUUUCUACUCCAUUUGCUUCCGGUCCUGCAACAUCAUUUGGGUCUAGUUUUGGGGCAACGAAAUCAACAAAGCCGAAAACUCGGUCUGGCAGGCGUUAGUUGCAGGGGUUUCACUGUUUCAGGCUGCUAUAUCUGGAGCACUGCUGUCAUUUUCAGAAAGUAUGUGUGCUUUCAAGUGUUGAGGAGCGUUGUCUUUGCUCUAUAGCUUCUUGUGCUGUGAUGUUAAUUGAUCUCCCAGAGUUAUCCACCGAAUCUUUACUGCCUCAGGGCAAAAGUGUAUGCUGCAAUGAGAUGCCGAAACAACCAUGUCCGUGUAACAUUAGUAUAGGAUUUAGGUCAGAUUUUUUUGAAUGUGUUCACACUAGAAAAAGAGUAGUCCAUUUGUCGAAACAUCUGAAGCUUCAAAUAAAAAUGUCAAAAGUUUUUCCAUGGGAGGAUGAUUGGUCUGGAUCUUGAUCGUUGAGUUGUGCUAGUCAUGUACUGAUACUUACUAGAGUAACUUCGAACUCAUGAAAACUAUGUUAUGUUCAGCUGAUAUGACCUUUGUGUGC